GCGGCCCUGCCGCCCGGGUCACGUGAUCCCGGGGCGGCCUCUGCCGCCCCCGGUGGCGCCCGACGGCCCUGCAGGGCCGGAGUCACGUGGUUUCGGGGAAGGGGCCGGGCCCGGGAGAAACGAAACUCGGGGGCGGGGGCGGGGCCCGAGGGAGGCGUCCAGAGACAUCACCCAGAGACAACAUCCAGAGACAACACCCAGAGACACAGACGCCGCCCUGCCCCGGGAGCCCCUCCGCCACAGGGCCCGGCGAUCGUCGGCAUCCCCAACCUCCCCAGGAUGGCGGCGGGCACGGCCCGGCGCACCCGCAAGCUGCGGAACUGGGUGGUGGAGCAGGUGGAGAGCGGUGAGUUCCCCGGCGUCUGCUGGGACGACGCCGAGAAGACCAUGUUCCGCAUCCCCUGGAAACACGCCGGAAAACAGGACUUCAGGGAGAACCAGGACGCCGCCUUCUUCAAGGCCUGGGCCAAGUUCAAAGGGAAGUACCAGGAAGGCGACCCUCCCGACCCCGCCGGCUGGAAGACGCGUCUGCGCUGCGCCCUCAACAAGAGCCCCGAGUUCGAGAAGGUGCUGGCCCGGAGCCACCUGGACGGCGCUGAGCCCUACAAGGUGUACCGGCUGCUGCCCCCCGGGGAACCCCCAGCCCAGUCGCAGUCCCGGAAACGCCAGCCCAAGAGGGGCCACAAGACCCCGUCCUCCGAGGAGGAGGACGACGAGGAGGAGGGGGAGGAAGAAGCCGGGGGUGCCAAGAGAAGCCGGGCGGCCAGCCCCGUGGCCGCGGUCUCCCAGAGCACGGCCUUGAGGCUGAGCGGAAGCCCAGACCUUGGCUCCCGGCACCUGGAAGACUCCGGCAUCGGAAGCGACAGCAACAGUCCCGAGCCGGCCGGCGUCCCCGACGCCACCGAGGUCGUCUUCCAGGGGUUCACGGAGCCUUCCGAAGUGUAUCCUUCUCCGGAGACGGACCAUUUCCCGCUGCUGACCAUCGCCUACAGCGGCCACCCGGUGCACGAGUCGCUCCUUCGCAGCCCCGACUUCCACCUGUCCGCGGGGCCCUCCUUGUCCGGGGCCUACAUGAGCCACGUGGUGCUGCCCCCCGCCGAGGCGCUGCCCGAGUCGGGCCCCCGCGAGGCCACGCGUCGCCUUCUGGAGAAGCUGGACCGGGGCAUCAUGGUGGCCAGCAACGUCCAAGGCCUGUUCGUCAAGUCCCUGUGCCCGAGCCCCGUCUCGUGGAGCGGCCCGGGCACCGGUUCCGAUCGCCGCUGGCUGCCGCAGGGAGGCCUGAAGCACCUCUUCGACGCCACGCUCUUCAGAGAGGAGCUGGACCAGUUUCGCCAGGGCCUGCGACCGCGCCCCGAGUUCCAGGUGACCCUCGAUUUCUGGGAGGAGCGCUCCGGCCCCAACCACACCCCUCAGAAUCUCAUCACCGUGAAGCUGGAGCAGACCUUCGCCCGACACUUGCUGGAGGGUCCGGAGGAGCAGACGGCCGCCAUGACCCUGCUGCAGAGCCUGGGAGCCCCGCUUCCUCCGACCUUGCCCGCCCUCUCGCUCCCCUGCUCCCCCUUGACCUUCACGCUCCCUCCCACCCCCCCGUCCCUCCUGUGAGGGGCUUCCCGGCCCCCGGCCGUUCCCGGAGGGGGCGAGCCCGAGGACUCCCCGCUCGUAGCAUCCGUGAGUCGUGACGCUCCCCCUCCGUGAAUCCCAGAUGGCACCGAUUGUGGUUCCGGGGUGGGGGGGACUGGAGAUCGAAAGCCGCCGUCCCCCCAUCUCCUCCCCCCCCGACAGCUGCAAUUAAUUACAAUUAGUGGGCUUUUCCCCUUUGUCUGCUCCCCCCCGGCCCCUUUCCUGGCCUAUCUCCCCCCCGCCCCAGACCCCGCACCCUGACUUCACUGUCCCAUCUGCACUUUAUACUCUGGACCUACGUGGUAGUUUUUCAAUAAACAUUUGUCAAAAGAAA
Molecule: messenger RNA, 1954 nt
Organism: Ornithorhynchus anatinus (platypus)
Lineage: Eukaryota; Metazoa; Chordata; Mammalia; Monotremata; Ornithorhynchidae
Gene: IRF9
Product: interferon regulatory factor 9
Exons: 9
Coding region: 280-1602 (440 amino acids)
Biological process (GO): regulation of transcription by RNA polymerase II; immune system process
Cellular component (GO): nucleus
Molecular function (GO): RNA polymerase II cis-regulatory region sequence-specific DNA binding; protein binding; DNA-binding transcription factor activity, RNA polymerase II-specific
Source: RefSeq, a predicted model, not a curated record